CUUUUGUCUGCUGACCUUUGUGCACUGGCAUCCAAUCAGGCAAAAAUCACUUUAAUCUAUUCACUCCCGAAUGACAAAAACAAUACAUCUAUAACACUAAAUAGAACAGGUCCAAGUAAAAUUCCAUUGGAUUUAGAUUACUGUGAUAAUCAUGAUAGUGACGUGAUUCCUCACUUCAAUAAAUACUCAAAUCAAACUAUACCAAACUCUGGUGAUUUCAGAAAUGAUAAACAUGAAAAUGAUUUAGAUCAGAAAUCGAUUGACAGUAAAUCAUAUAAUAAAGAGUCUAUCAAUUUGUUUCCAACAAGGGAUGAUCAUUGUGAAUCGUUUCGACCGAUCCCAAAUCCACGAAGUGUAUAUAGUAACGAUAGUAACCGAUCGUCUUCUAGAUCUCCACAUAAAGCGGACGAUCAUCAAAAUAAAAACAAAACUAAGUCAAUUGAAUGGGAAGAUGUUGAUACUAAUGAGGAUGAUGAGGAAUCUAGACAAAAUACACAACCUCCUACUAAAUCAACAAGUUCCAUAAAAAUAAAAUCAAAUGAUAAAUCACUAAGUAUACAAUCUAAUCCUAACUUACAAUAUGGUGAAGUUGGUGUUGCUCUACUACGAAAUUCCAAAUUAUCGACUUCAGAUCUUAAUUUGUUCUACACGCUAAGUCAACCAAAAUUAGAUAUUCAUGAAGUUAAACGUCUUCUUAAUGAAGGUGCAAAUCCAAAUUGCAUUAAUGCUGCUAAAGAAACACCAUUGAUUUGUGCUGUACGUCAUGGCUUCGUUGAAGCGAUAUCUGUACUAAAAGAAAAUGGUGCACAGGUUAAUGCUACCGGAACAUCAUUAGGCAACACUGCAUUACAUGAAGCAGUUCUGCGUGGCAUUGACGGAUUAGAAUUGGCAAAAGAAUUAUUAAGAUGUGGUGCAAAUAUGAAAAUAGAAAAUAAUCGUAAAGAAACACCACAUUCACUAGCGUUGCAUUCGAAUUGUGAACCGUUAAUACGGCUGUUCGCUUUACAUUUAGGUCAGAAACAAUUGAAAGAACUCACUGAUUGAUACUCCAGGUGAAGUUGACUUGGAAUUGAACAAUCGUCUCGAUAUAGUAUAAUCAAUAGCA
Schistosoma curassoni is the source of this 1105-nucleotide messenger RNA. NCBI's taxonomy places the organism in Eukaryota, Metazoa, Platyhelminthes, Trematoda, Strigeidida, Schistosomatidae. The record is from the annotation of a GenBank genome assembly.